Molecule: messenger RNA, 1110 nt
Organism: Bombina bombina (fire-bellied toad)
Lineage: Eukaryota; Metazoa; Chordata; Amphibia; Anura; Bombinatoridae
Product: immunoglobulin kappa light chain
Exons: 4
Coding region: 38-760 (240 amino acids)
Source: RefSeq, a predicted model, not a curated record
UCAAGGCAUAAGUAACCAUAUUGAAAAUAUUGGAGCAAUGUUGUCUAUAUUAUAUGCUGUGCUUUGGAUUUCAUAUGCUGAAUCUCAGACAAUAUUACUAACACUCUCAUCUCAAACUGUUGCUGUUGGACAAAGUGUACAUUUCAACUGUAAUGCUGGACUAAAGGAUGAGCACUGGGUGUUUUUAUUAAAGCAGAACACAGGACAAGCUCCACAGUUUAUAAUAUACAAUCACCAUUCUUUUACUGGACCAAGAUACGGGCCUGGAAUCUCAUCAGAUCGUUUUACUUCCACCAUAAGCAGUGCAGCAACUGAUUAUCAGUUUAUCAAUAAGAAGGUAGAAGUUGCAGACACUGCUCUGUAUUACUGUGUAAAAUGGUAUAAUAGUCUUACUGUGUUUGUCUUCAGCCAAAGCAGUAAACUAAUUGUUACAGUGGAUAAGUAUCCUGAACCUGCCAUUAUGGUCUUUGCACCAUACUCUGAGGAUCUCUCAACUGAAGACAAGCCCAUUGUGACUUGUCACAUCUCCAAAAUGACUGUCAGUUUGGCCAAUGUCAAGUGGCUGGUAGAUGGCACAACUGUGCAGGAGGGAGUCAGCACAAGUCAUCCAGUCCGGGAUUCUGAUAACAUGUACAGUCUGAGCAGUUACAUAGCCAUUCCUAAAUCAGAUCUAAAAGGGGACAAGACAUAUUCCUGCUGGAUCCAACAAGAAGGUUCUUCUGCCUUUAAAUCUCAAGGAAUCAAGUUGUCACAAUGUUAAUGUAUCCUGCCUUAAUUCUUUGUCUGUAACGAGACUCAGCCAAACAUAGUAUUCUUUAUUAGCUAAAAUUUUCAAACCUACAUUUUGCAUUUUAGUGGUCAUUGAUUACAACGUAUCCUUAAAACUUUGCACCAUAUGUAAUAAGUGUUUAACAUUUUUUUUAAAAAAAAGAUGUAUAGCUGAGAUCUGCUUUUCUUGUCUCUUAACUUUUCUUGUUCAUAACUAUCAAUGUCUGUGAAAUAGUGAAUGCUCUUUUGCUAUGUAUGGCAGGUAUUUUAUUUUAUUCUUUCACAUAUUAAAAAUGCUAAUUGACAUAUUUAAACUUCAAUAAAAAGCAUUAUUUCAUGAAA